ACAAACAUGGCUGGAGUAACAAAUUCAGGGAAGAGACUCGUCCGCUCCAAAUCUGGACUGAGAAUAAUACCCUUAAAAGACACAGACAGGAGUCCGUUUGAGUUGAGAGAACCAGAAUGGAUCCCCGACGAAAUGAGCCCAACUUGUAUGGACUGCAAGGAAAAGUUUGACUUUUUAAAACGAAGGCACCACUGUCGGAGGUGUGGGCGGGUCUGCUGCGCUUCCUGUUGUGAGACCCGACUGGCCCUCCCUAGGAUGUGCUUCCUGGACCCAGUGCGGAUGUGUUCGCCCUGUGCAGAAACCACCUCGAAGGAAAACCUGUUUUAUAACAAGGACCUGAAGACACUCAUUACAGGAGCCAUCUUAAGUCAGAGUGCACAGGAUCAGUUUGACUUGGAGUCGUCCUUGGUGCAGUGCCGAUUGUCUCCCGAUCACCGAUACUUGAUACUGUCCGGAUCACAUGUCGAUAACCUAACACCAUUGUCCAUACCAUUGCACAGGGUCACAGGCCUUCAUGUUGCCAACAGAUUCCAGGAUUCAGCAGGCAACUUCAAGGUAACAGGGGUGACAGUUCAGUAUACACUAGCUGGAGAAGAUGAAGAUGAGGUUUCCAUUGCUGCUCCUCCUGAUGCUUCGCCCUCUGCCUAUGAUUUCCUAACAGCACUGGAAAAGGCUGUCUUCAUGAUGCAGGAGGCCCGUGCUGUAAUAGGUGUAUCAGAGUGAGUGACAUGGCCAAUGGGCAAAGAGCCCAAAUGGGGCAAAGGGUAAAGAUAACAGAUAUACUGGAGAUUAUGGCAUUGAUCUGCUAGCUAGAUUCCAGGUAGUUUUUGAUGUUUUGGGUUGGAGAAGAUGAGUGUUUUAUUUGCAUGGUGGUGGGAAGUUGUAGUAAUUUCCACUAGCUGUAACAUCAUGGAAAUAUAUAUCGGUUAUUGAGAUAUGUAAAGGAUAUGAGAAUUGAGUGAGUCACCAUUUACAUUCACUUUUCAGCACAUACAAUAUUUCCAGGUAUGUUCAUGUAUCAUGUAUAUAAUCCCAAUAAAAGACCCAUUGUUCUGUGAUUAAAGGAUAGAUUAGGUAUAUGUAACUUCCGUAAGUUUUUUAUUGGUGCUUUAUCCUUUCACUGUAUAAUGUCUUUAAGGGAUGUAUAUUUGCUUAUAUAUUAUGGCUCAUUUUGUCUUUUAUCUUGUAUAGUACAUACAGAUUUUGUAAUAUAUAUUUUGUGAAAGAGAAUAUAGUCUUGUUAUUCUUAUAUGUUUGUGAAACUUUCCAUUGCCUUCAAGUUGCAUAUAAAGAGUUCAUGAAACACACAUGUGUUUGAAAGGGAGAAAAAUGAUUAGAUGGAUUAGGUCUAGAAUUAUUUUUUUUACCAUUCUUUAAGCUGUUCUCAGUGUACUGGGUUUCAUCUAAGGAAUAGCAAAUUGUAAAUUUCCUCUUUAUCCUUGUAAUGUUAAGUGUAGUCCCCCCCCCUUCCUAGUUUAUUACUCAGCAUGUCAGUGUGUGAAUUGGCAGUUUUGACUCGUUUAUCUGAGGUACAUCCACUAUGAGGAGGUUCUGUAUGUUUCAGAUUCAUGAGUCAGAGCUGGUGGCUCACACACUGGUUGCAUUGAGUAGUCAACUUGAUAUGGAGGAACUGGCUUUUACUAUGAAUAGAGGAUGUUACUAGGGAACAUACAUGGGAAAUGGUAGGACUAAAACUGGUGGUCUUAUAUUUUAUAAUUUCCUGUGUUCACAUUAUCAUGAAAAGUAGUAAGCAGUGUCAUCCAGUAGGUUAUAAAAAUGGCAGUCAUUUUUUUAUCUUGCCAUUUUCUGGAACAUUAUUUGAAAUUUUAUGUAAUAUUUAUCAACCUAAUGCCUCCAGGAACAUGCAGUGUCCACUGUAGUCUUAUUUAUGAAAUGUCUUUAAAAUUAGAUGGCUCCACAAGGGCUCAGCCACCAAGGAGUCAUUACACAACCUCACCUUAAGUUUUCUUGAUUUUUUAGAAAUACUCUUUGUCCAUGUUAUUAUUAUUAUUAUUAUUGGCAUUUUGACUAUUCCAGUGUUAUUAAGAAUAUUGAUAGUAAUAUGAAUUUUUUACAAAUAUAUCUAAAGGUCAAGGAAAUGGGUAAACAGAUGAGAGAGGUAGGGCUGUUAAGUGACUCCUUGCUGACUAAGUACCAGAUGAGCCAUCUAUGUUGCCACAAUUAGUAAACUAAACUCGCAAAUAAUGAGUUAAACAUACAUGCUAUCCCUGAUGGCAAUGGGUUAAAUGUGAUAUUCACCAAGCUACAGAUAGAACAAUAGAGUAUUGGCAUGAUACUCUAAGAUGAGCAGAUUUUACAGUUAAAUAUGGUUCAUUAGAUUUAUAGAUUGUUUAAACUAACUUAACAUAGUGUUGGCAUAGUACAGAGAAGCUGAGAAGACAGAUUUAUAACUUCAGAAUUUCGAAAGACUGAAUGACCAAACCACAUACAAAGGAAUUUUUUUAUUUUAGGCUUUUGGGCAGUAUCACACUAGUUGUUUCUAGCAUGAGUUUGUGAUUUUACAAGGAAACCUUAUAAUUGGAAUUUGAAAUGUGAUUGAUAAAAGCAAUUCAAGUGAAAUGAAUCGGUUGGUAAUAAAAAUUCCAAUUUUAGUGAAUUAAGAUAUGUGCUACUGCAGGUUAGAUAGUUUACUCAUCAUUUGUGAAUUUGAACCAUUAUGGCAAAUUAGUCUUAAUAUGUAUUGUGAAUGCUGAGAAAUCUAAUUGAAUUAGAACAUUCUUGAAAAAUUUGCUGGUUUAAGGCUAUCUUAUAUGUGUUCUAUAGACAAUCAGAAGUAUAUGAAGGUAGCAUCAAAUUAAAGAAGUACUCUAGCUAGGUAAUGUUCAUGUUAUAUUGGUAACUCAAAUGGGAGUCUUGAAUAGAACUAGGGCAAGCUGUGUAAAGUCUAUUUCAUAUUGAAUUCCAUAUUCUAAUCCUUAUAUAGCAUUGUUUCAUGUUAGGUGUCAAAAAAUUCCCUGUUGCAUGUUAUUUUUAACCCAAUACUGAUGGGUAUCAGAAAUCUCUGAGCGGCAUAAACUCUGGUGAUUUCUGGCAGUGUCCAGACGCUGAGCACAGGAGUCAGCUACAUGUAGCAAAACUUCCUGCUCCAUGCACUCUGGCGCAUCGCUGCACGUACAGCCGUACCCCGUAGACCAAGCAGUAUGUUAUGGUGCCUGUACACGGGAAGGGGUUAAUAAUUCUGAAGAACUGUGGGUGUGUUUUUAUAUUAGCAAAAAAAUCCUUCUAGAUUUCAACAGCAGAGGGAUUGCAUUACGGCACUGUGAGCAGUUGAUUCCUUUAUUUUUAGAUAAAGGAAAGACCAUUGACUAUUCAUGUUUGUUUCUGAACAGGAGAAUGUUAUGGCUGUCUGUUUGUUAUAAAGCUUCAAAGUUGUGAUGUUUGUGUGUUGCGUGUUGUCUUGCCAGUAUUCCUAUUAAUGUCUUACCUCCAUCACCAUGACUGCCUUUGAUUACGUUUGAAAGAUUUUCAGAGGUAGUUUGAAAGUGAUCAAAACCUGAUGUUGGUAACUGUUGAUAUUAUCGAUGAAUCUCUAUGUAUAGUAUUUUUUGAGCCUCUCUAUCUUCAUUCUUUUACUUACAGUUUUCUUGACUUUAAUUUGUUGCCCCUAUUUCCUACUAUCCCUUUGAAUCCACUUUCAUUUCCAGUGUUUUCUACAAAGAUAGAAUAAUGAUUAGAACAUAAGUCAGGAACACUUAAUUGUUUAUCACACCAUUUGUUGUUAGAGUAGCACACCGUAGAAUGAUACCAGUUUUGUACUUUUGUAUGGUGUGUUUAAUGGAUAUUGUCUUCUUUGACAUGCAUAAGGAGACAUGAACAUUAUAUGUUGAUUACAGUGUUUGUGUGUGCAUGUCUGUUUACAUACAUUAUCUGUCACACAUGCAUUCAAAUGCAUUCUAGUGCCAUUGUACAGAGAUUGUUUAUGUGAAUUUAACCAGUUAGUGCCAGGUACAUGCACUGUUCAAAGUAGCUUUGUUUUACCUGUUGCUUCAUAAGCAUUCAGUUGCCAAGGCGUCAGUUACUAGGCCUUUCUGGUCUCAGCAGAUUACUCCAUUUCCUGAAUAUUUAGGGAAAAAGUUGUUAUCGGUGUUGCUGUUGUUGUUGUUAGUAACAUCUUUUAAAAAUCUUUAUUAUGUUCUCAACAGUAAUAAUAGUAAUAAAGAUAAUUUUAUAUCCUGAAAAUUCAGGAAAUGGGAUAAACAUGUGAGAUAAGGUAGGCCUAGUAACUGACUCCAUGGUAACUAAGUGAUUUUGCAACCAACUAUGUGUAACAAAAAAUAAUAAAACAAACCACAUUGAAUCUUGCAUGGCAUUAAUAGGUUAAAAACACUGUAAAUACUUUUAGGCAGUAAACAUUUUAGAACUGUUAUUGAAAAUAGCAGAACCUAAGAACAAAGUGUUUUAGCCAUGAAGUAAGCCAUACUAAACAUUGCACACAAUACUGAAACCAGUUAUUCAAAUUUGCCAUGGAAUUGUGCCUAACUAGAAUGUAAUAUCCAGUUGUAUUUGCAUCUUCCUAUAAAGUAACCAGACUAAUACAUUCUGCAUAGCUAGUGCUGAGUGUCUCCAUGGAAUUGAUAAGGAAACAGAAUAAAAAAUUAUGGGUCUUGCCAAAAGUAAUGAAAUUGGGCUUAGUGUGUAAGUUGGAAGAAAGUGUAGAGGGAUCUACGCGGAAUGCCAUAUUAUAGAAUAGGGGAGCUAUAUAUUCUAAAAUGAACAGCAUUUUCAUCACAGAUAUUUUGGGUUAAUUUCCACCCCACCCUCCCCUUCAGGGAUCUCACAGAUGGAUGCAGAGUCAUGAAAAGAGUCAUGUAAGUGAGAUAUGUUUAGGAUAAUGCUUUUAAUGCUCUUGCCUUUACCAAAAGUAAUUACCUUUUCCUACUAGCCCAAAAUUUGGAAAACAUUCUGUGUUCUUGUUUUUACUGAGAGCCAUGAGAUAAAGCAUAAUGUACAAAAUGUAUGAAUAAUGAAAGGAAUUAUAAAAGUAAUGUGUUCAUUUAAGGAAAUGGAAAUUAAUAAUCUGAGAAAAUUCCCAAUAGAUAUAAAUAUAUGUAAAAUAUAGAUAUACCAAAAUAUAUGAUCUUUAGUUCUAGUGCUAAGAGCUAGAAGGACCAGUGUCAAAAAAGGCCAAUUUUGAGAUAAGCCUACCACCAAACUGGAAAUUUUUGUUUUGGUUAGUGUUAUCAAAGCAUCAUUGCACUAAGAACACCACAUGAGCUUUGCUUCGAAAUCCAAGGUCACUGAAAAUCUUAUAACCUGAUGUGUGACAGAUUGCCUCAAAUGGUUGCAUUUUCAAGACAUAGCAACCAAAAGCUUCAGGUUGGCAGCUUUUACUGUUUGAUAUUUUCCUUAAAGUCAAUGUGCCAUUUUCAGUAUACAGGUAAUAGAUUUUACAGUUACAGAAAGGGAAAAAAUAGGUGAUGGGAAUGUAUUGCAGAAGUGUCAAAGGAAGUGUAUUUGUUUGUAUUUUUGAGCUAUAAAUUAGUAGAAGACUUUAGAAAGUGUAUUAGGAUGAAUGGGUUAAAUGUCAACAGCAGUAAAUAUCUUAAUUUAUUAAUUACUAGGCAAAAAAUACAUUUUUUGCAAUAUUUGUUUUGAAAGCACUGCUGUAAAAAAUAUUAUACGAUAUAUCUUUUCAUUAUGAAAAAUUGUUGUAAUUUUCAUUGUGUAAAUAAUGUCUUAAAAAUGAUUAGACUGAUGCAGCACAGUUUGUUUAGUCACAGAAAAAACUCUAAAAUUAUAGGGGAUAGUCACCAGGAGGAUAGAUAUAUUGAGUGGUAAGUGCAUGUCUGAUUAAAGGUUGGUACCUCUGUAUCAGGAUUCUUCUUUAGAUUUUAGAGAAAAGGUAAAUUUGCAAAAGGGGUAGGAGCAUUAGCAAGGGAAAUUUGCCAAGUGAUUUGGCAUUUAUCCUCAUUUUGUUUAUAUUCCUUUCUCUUCUCACAUAUACAUUUGUUUCUCUUAUCAAUUCCUCUUCCCAUCACUCUUCUCUUUGUUGUCGUGUUUUAGCUACUACUGCUAGUACCAAUUCAAAUACUAAUAUUACUAAUGCUCCAAAUUUUGCUUUUGAUGCUGUCAUUACUAUUAACUCUGUAACAGACACUUAAGAAGGCAAAUGGAACCAGCCAGAUUGGCCCAUGUUGUUAUUCUGUGCUGUUUUCAAACAAUCCCUAACUAGUGAUUAAAAGCUUUUAAAGUGCUAUAACAUUUGAAACAGGAAUGUAAUUUAUACCCAAAAGAGACACUUAAAGCUGGUAGGCCCAAGUUCUCCAUCCCCAUAAUUUACCACUCAAACCACAUCCAGUGUCUGUCACUACUAGUGUAGCUGCAACAGCUGCUAGCAUUGCCUGCUCUUUCACAAACUUAAGCAUUCUUGCAGUAUGCUAUAGCUAUUAGUAUUACUUUUACCAUAGCCAAAAUUACUAUUACUCAGCUACUGAACCCUCCUUUUUUUUAUGCUAGACAUUGCUAAGUACUUAGAAUAAGCUUUAAUGAGUUGGAAUACUGAUGACAGCAACUCUACAGCCACAGUGAAUUGAGAAAUUUUUUAAUUUUUAUUUUUAAGAAUGUAUUUUCAAAGUCUCUUAUUAUUUCUCAGUUUGCAGACUGUUAAUGUUGUUUAUUGUUAAUGCAUGUUAUGUUAUCUUCAUUGUUAACAGGUGAUGGAAGUUGGUAGAUAGAGGGAAUUUAUUUAUUAUAUAUUAUUGAGGCUAGGAUAUGAUGCUCUAAUAUAUAUAUUUGUUUUUUUGUAUAAAAACCAUUUAACCUAUUGCUGCAAGUAACAUGUAAUGUUAACUGUAGUUCUGUUUCGUGAAAUGUGUUUAUGCAUAGAUGGUUCCAUAAGUGCUCAGCCAACAAGGAGUCAAUUAGUAGGCUGCAUUACCUCAGCUGAUCCCCCCCCCCCUUCCCCCCAUGCUAAUAAUAUUAUAUUGAUAACAUCAUUAUUAUAAUGAUAAUAUCAGCAAUAGUAAUGGCAAUAUGAAAUUUAAAAUACGGUUUCUUUAAAUCAAGGAAAAUGGCAAAUGAGAGAUAUGUAGAUCCACGUAGAAUGAGCAGGUGAUUGAUUCCUUGGUGACUGAUUACUUGUGGAGCCAUCUAUCUGUAAUUACAAUUAAUAAACUAAACUUACAGUAGGCAUGGCAUGUAUGUACAUGCCAAUCCCUGGCAGCAAUGGUUUACAGUUCAGGUCUUUGUUCUUGUUACUGAAGAAAUAAACGUCAGUAACCUACUGCACAAUUUUA
Penaeus chinensis is the source of this 7256-nucleotide messenger RNA. RefSeq names its product zinc finger FYVE domain-containing protein 21-like. The record is from RefSeq and is a predicted model, not a curated record. Gene Ontology annotation, molecular function: metal ion binding. The transcript is spliced from 5 exons. Lineage: Eukaryota; Metazoa; Arthropoda; Malacostraca; Decapoda; Penaeidae. The coding region runs from base 7 to 723 and encodes 238 amino acids.